Daldinia loculata is the source of this 441-nucleotide messenger RNA. RefSeq lists its product as uncharacterized. The coding region runs from base 1 to 441 and encodes 146 amino acids. Lineage: Eukaryota; Fungi; Ascomycota; Sordariomycetes; Xylariales; Hypoxylaceae. The record is from RefSeq and is a predicted model, not a curated record. The transcript has 3 exons.
AUGUCUUCCUUGAAAUCUCGUUACUAUCGCUUUGGCGAUAAGGACUAUACCCAGGUCUCUGGCCCUCCACUUCUUACAGAAGAGGAAUACGCUUCGCACCAGUAUGCAAACCGUCGUGCCAUUGAGCGUCUUGACCAAAGCCUCAAGGAAGUUACGGACCACCUAAAUCACCAACUGAAGGAUGGCUCUUUCACUACUAUUGUGGAAAUUGGUAUGAAACUGAAGGAGAUCAUUGAAGAAUGCCAAGAGGUUCGUCGGAUUGUGCAGGACGACUCGACCUGCUUCAAUCUUAACCCAGGAAAGGGUUACGAGAGCCCCGAGAUCAUCCUACGCCCUGCUAGAGACGAACAAUUUGUGACAGUCAUGGUCGUUAUGGUUCCCGUCAUCCUCCUGUUCCUCCUCUUCACUUCGCCUUAUGCUCUGCUCUGGAGAAUUUUUUAA